AACUACCCGGUAGACUAAACUUCGCCCCCGGCUCCUGAUAAGACGGUAUGCUUCUAUCAUCGUGCAGCAUACUUUUAAAUCUUUGGAGAUGCGUUCCUAUUUCAAUUAUAAUUCGUUUUGAAUAUACCGGGGCACUUAUCAAUAACUGACAGAAUAUCUGAACUUAAAUUUCACUUUAAUUAAUGCAACAACGAGGGUUUUGCAUCACAAGUCGGCUUGAGAGGUUUUAUGAUAAAAUUCCUUGUUUUGAUAUACGUUUGUUCUAAUAACUAACGUUCAACGACGUAGGGCAGUAACGCAGUGUAUCUGUCACAAUUGACCCGGUAGUUUUUCAGUGGUAGAUGGACGCCUCACAAUGGCGUUUUCUAAAUCAGCUUUGCUGGUACUUCUGGCAUUAAUGUGUGAGCGGGCUGCCUAUUUUACAGUCGAAAACCACGUAAAUGAAUUAUGGACCAAGACUUCAAAUUCAAGCAACACAACCGAUGAUGCAGUAAUUGCACAUAUGAUGUUUGUAGGUGCAUCGGCGUGUUUUGGGAUAUUUGGUGGAGCCUUCGCUGAUGCAUUUCUUCAUCCAAUUCCAACGCUGGGAGUAGGGUAUGUUGUCUACAGUAUAGGUCUUGUUCUCCUGGAGUGUGCUGCAUAUGAAGCUAAGGCAAAUCUCUCGGCCGCCAGAGACCUUGUCAUAGCAGGACUUGUGAGUACAGCUUUGGGGCAGGGUUGUAUUGGGGCUGUGUUGCCAGUAGUGGGAGCUGCACAAGUGCCGAACGAAAAUAAUCGCAGACGAUUUAUUCACUGGUACUACGUAUGGAGAAAUGUCGGGGCCAUCAUCGCUGACACAUCAAGCGCCGUCUUUGACAAGGACGAGCUGUACGAUAAGUAUUGGAUAGCUCCGGUUUCAGGCGUUUUGUCUGACAUACUAGUUUUGACGGCCAUUUUGGUCAGAAAAAAGCCGCCGGAAGAGAACCGGCCGGACUCUACCUGCACUGAAGGCACAGCGCUGCCUAAUGUUUUGUCAUCGGCGUUUCAGUUAUGCAGAAACGGGUGCCUGUUGAGUACAUCAUAUCGUAGAAGGGAAAAUAUCUCACGGAGGUCGAAUUUAAGAGCAGUUUUUAGGAUUCUGUUGGUUAAUUCUGCUGUCGUUGGGUUUGGAUUUCUUUACUUGCCGAUACUUACAGUCUACGAGAUGCAAGCAUCUGGUCUUAACGGUAACAUAACUGGGGAUAAGUUCGAGUUUCCAUCUCCUUCGACUCAGCUUAUCUUGUUUAAUGAGGUCGUCAUCGUUUUUGUCAUCCCUUUUACCCUAUACUGUCUUUAUCCACGAAUAUGGCCCCGCGGCGGACCGCAUUAUAUAUCAAAGACAUCUAUUGGCGUGGUGUUCUCCAUCAUAUCCGGGUUAGUAGCCAUCGUUCUGGAGACAGUUCGGAAAAAUUACAGCAAACACAACCACGGCUGUUCCACAAUCAGUAUAUUUGCCCAAGGACCUCAAUAUACUUUGAUUGCACUCGCUGAAGUUUUCACGCAGCUUACAGUGAUGGAGUACUCUUAUAUGGAAGCCCCCGAUGGAAUAAAGUGCUUUAGCAUGGGCCUACACCAGACGGCGCUGGGCCUUUCAUAUUUUAUUGCAGUUGGAAUUGAAGCGUUGGUGACAGAAACUCAGCCAGGCUGGCAUUUGUUUGAUGUGGAAGACAUCUGUUUUGGCGCAUCUCAUUUGGAAUGUUUCUUGGGAAUAUUGGUCUUGUUAAACGUUGUUUUUUCGCUCAUCUUCCCACUGGUCACAAGAAUUCCACAGGAAAGGCCCGAUUACAUCAGACUGAUAUAAAAUUAAAGAAUAAAGGUCUAUGGUGAAAUUGGCAGAUCUUCAUCUUCGUACUGUAAACUAUUCAGGUUUCAGCAACAAUUGUUCAUGGAUGAUUCAAAACCGUGUCCUUCAUUCUGCAUGCAUUUUAUCAUUUCUUGCGAUAAUGUACCAGUUCUGCAUACGAUGAGGGCGAUGUUGGAAUACAUACUGUAUGUACACGUACAUGCAAUUGCAAUAUAAAAGAACUGGAGGCGAUGAGCCCGACAAAACAAGAUCCGCGUUAUCAAUUAGAUCUAACGUAAUUCAUGACGUAAUUGUCUAUUUUUUGGUAAUUUGUAUACGAACUUGAGGUGAAGAACCCUCCAAAAGAAGAUACGGAUUAUCAGUUACCGUAAUUAUACGUACUCGUCUAUUUCUUUGGUUAUUUGUACUCUGAACCAGUAUUUCACAC
Molecule: messenger RNA, 2249 nt
Organism: Lingula anatina
Lineage: Eukaryota; Metazoa; Brachiopoda; Lingulata; Lingulida; Lingulidae
Product: solute carrier family 15 member 4
Biological process (GO): transmembrane transport
Cellular component (GO): membrane
Molecular function (GO): transmembrane transporter activity
Source: RefSeq, a predicted model, not a curated record